Molecule: messenger RNA, 1281 nt
Organism: Moesziomyces antarcticus
Lineage: Eukaryota; Fungi; Basidiomycota; Ustilaginomycetes; Ustilaginales; Ustilaginaceae
Exons: 5
Coding region: 1-1281 (426 amino acids)
Source: RefSeq, a predicted model, not a curated record
AUGAUUUUCGUCCUCGUUCUGUCGAUUCUGAUCAUUGGUACGGUGGUAGCGCCGCACCCUAACCAGGGCAUUUCGGGGCUACCCAUGAACCAAGACGUGUACAACACUGCGUACUUUCACAGGCUUUCGCAGGUUCACGCGUACGUGGGUACCCCUUCCAUCACUGCUCCCCUUUCGCCUCCUUGGCCCGAGCAUGAACAGACCUGGCAGAUGCAGCGCUACGUCAACCUGCUGCACCAGCACGACGCCUACAUCGACCCCGAGGCUGGCCGACAUCUGGACCGUCUGCGCAAAAACGCUAUUUGGCUGUACAAUCACCGAGACAGCUCGCGCAUCUCAGCACACCAACGCUCCUUUGUGGCGGCCAUGGAGGAGGCGGGCGAACAGGCCAGACAGGACCUGCAGGCUGCACUGCAUCCCGUCAAUGUGCGUGCUCAGCAUGUCGAACCCCUACGCAGCCUCGCGAACAAGCUCACCACCACCCUCAACGCGAUCGAGGGCGAUCUACUGAACCAUCUCGCCUCCGGGCUGAGCGUGGACGAAUGGACGAGAUUGAACUAUGCGCACUUGCUGCUCAAGACCGAAAGGGACAUGCUCAUCCUCGCUGCCGACAGCAACCGCAAUGCCACUGGUCCACGGGAUUGGCUCGACCCCCAACAUCCGCCUGCACCUUCAGCCAGCAUCCAGAAGCAUCUUUCCGACAGAAUGAAUCUGAUUGUCGCGUUCUUCUUGCUGCUCGUUGCUGGGGCGAUGGGCCAGAUGAGCGCGAAUCUGCAGAUGUAUUCGUCGGCGCUCGCACCUGUGCAGGCAUACGUGGCGAGCCCGCACGUCAUAGCGCCCGUCUCUCCACCGUGGCCACUCAACAACCCGACGGCAGCGAUGCAGCGCUACCUCGGCGCGCUGUCGAAUCUUGACGGCUACAUCAGCCCCGAUGCUGGUGCGCACCUCCAGAGCGUCCGCAACAACGUUCGUACCGUCGUCGAGCACGCUAACAGUCCCAAUGCCCGUGCCUACCAGCAGGCAGGAAAUACGGCCAAGUGGGAGAUGCAGACAGCACUGCAUCCUGACAACGUGCGCGCGCAGCACAAGACGGCACUGAGCGCGCUGUCGACCAAGAUCACGAACGUGCUCAACGCGGUCGAGGCGGAUACGACGAGUUUGACGAGCCAGCUAUCCCAGGCCGAGUCGGAACGCUUCCUGCUUGCGCAUGAGCUGCUGAAAGCCGAGAAGCAGCUGCUCAAUGCUGCCUCCCGACUAGCCACCAGUACGCCCCACCUGUAG